This is a messenger RNA of Gasterosteus aculeatus aculeatus (three-spined stickleback), 4939 nucleotides long. It is a transcript of the gene nr3c1, whose product is annotated as nuclear receptor subfamily 3, group C, member 1 (glucocorticoid receptor). Lineage: Eukaryota; Metazoa; Chordata; Actinopteri; Perciformes; Gasterosteidae. Gene Ontology annotation, molecular function: nuclear glucocorticoid receptor activity; steroid binding; zinc ion binding. Gene Ontology annotation, biological process: nuclear receptor-mediated glucocorticoid signaling pathway; regulation of DNA-templated transcription. The record is from RefSeq and is a predicted model, not a curated record. Gene Ontology annotation, cellular component: nucleus.
CGUCGCGCGAACAGGUCGUCGGGUUGAGUCGCUCAGAUCUCCAUUUUGUCUGUUUUUCUUGGGAGGUCAGCGCCCACUUUUUAAUGGCUAGCUGCGACUCUCCGCGGCUCACUCAGUGCAACGCAGUUCGCGUGACAGUUAACGGCGAGAUCGAACUGGAGGAUCGAAAGCUCGCGUAAGAAAACACAGCCGGCGUGACCCGUCGACUCGUUUCACCAGGUCACGCAGCGGCAGGAAGUGCCUAACGCCACGAAACCUCGAGUCGGUGCUGCGUCUUUAGGACUGCCGCUUUCGACCAAAACAAUGUUGACAGACGACCUGUGGACACGUACCAGCAAUCGGUCAUUUGAACGAUGGACAAUGGUGGAGUGAAGAAGAUAACAUAUAGACGAGAUGAUCAUCUGAGCAAAUUGGUCUAUACUGAAAGCCCUGAGAAUGGAGGUCUGUUGAAAGUGGCUCCUCACAGUGCCAUGUCCAUCUCUUCCGCCACGUCUCUCCUCCUUCCAUCCAGCCCUUUGAUGCAGCCGGGACAGGUGCCUUACGGCCUCAGCAACAGCCCCCUCCCAGAGGAGCUCACCUCCGCCACUGCCACCGUAGGCCCCUUGUUGGAAGACCAAGAGUCGAGGUGUCUGAGCAGGGACCAGAAGCUUCAUCAGCAGCAGCAGUUACUCCAGACGCAAACCUCCACCUCCUUCGGCCGCCAAACUUUGAGGGAAAAUUUCCCCCAGUUGGAGGCGAGCGUAGCAGACAUCUCACAGUCCUGCAUGGAUUCACUUAUUGGGGGAUCUGAUCCCAAUUUCUUCCACACAAAAACGGAGGAUUUCUCCAUGGAUUUGGGUGAGCAAGACCCCAUUGACCUUGACAAUGCCUUUGGUCACAUUGGGAAAGAUGUGGACAUGAGCCAGAAAUUUUUCACUGACAACACUUUGGAACUGCUCCAAGACUUCGAGCUCACUGGGUCCCCCUCCGACUUUUAUGUAGGGGAUGAUGCCUUCCUGUCAACUCUGGCAGAUGAUUCCCUGCUCGGAGACGUGGGCUCAGAGAGGGACCCGAAGCCUGUCGUGGUCGAGGGCAUCAACAGCGCCGUGUCUCUCAACGGCAGCAGUGUGUCGAGUCCAGAACAGUCUGGUGCUAGCCGAUGCACAUCUGCCUCCCUGAUCCCUACAACCACUGCUCCGUCUGCUCUGGUGAAGAAAGAAAAAGACGUCUGCUUCGUUCAGCUGUGCACCCAAGGCGUGAUCAAACAGGAGAAGACGUCUGCAGGCCAGAGUUAUUGUCAAUUGAGCGGCACCUCCGCUACAGACAUGCCCGGCUCCAGCCCCAUCUCCAUCUGUGGGGUCAGCACUUCCGGGGGACAGAGCUACCACUUCAACCCGGGCAGCAUCAGCAGCGAAGCUCCGCAGCAGACGGAACACACGCCGCUGUCCAGCCUGUAUCUCCCGGUGACUACAAUCGGCAGGGCCUGGAACAGAAACCAAGGCGUCGGGAACAACUCGGCAAUGCUCCGGGCCAAUGAGGCUUUCUCAUGCUCUCAGUCUUAUCCCACCAGCUGUGCUAGUUCCGCCUCCAGACAGGAAGUGGUCACUGCCACCGCCUCAAGCCCGGGGAAGAGCGGGUCUCGUAAAAUCUGCCUGGUGUGUUCUGACGAGGCUUCAGGCUGCCACUACGGCGUUCUCACCUGCGGCAGCUGCAAGGUGUUCUUCAAGAGAGCAGUGGAAGGGCAGCAUAAUUACCUGUGUGCUGGGAGGAACGACUGCAUAAUAGACAAGAUCAGGAGGAAGAACUGCCCGGCCUGCCGCUUCCGCAAGUGUCAGAUGGCAGGCAUGAACCUGGAAGCGCGAAAAACCAAGAAGCUGAACCGCUUAAAGCCAAACAACCCGCCCGAGCUCACUCCCGCUCCGCCGGUCGAGACGCGCUCCCUCCUACCCAAGUGCAUGCCUCAGCUCAUUCCCACCAUGCUGUCCCUGCUGAAGGCCAUCGAGCCGGACACCAUCUACGCCGGCUACGACAGCACCCUGCCCGACACCUCCACCCGCCUCAUGACCACGCUCAACAGGCUGGGCGGCCGGCAGGUCAUCUCUGCGGUCAAGUGGGCCAAGGCUCUGCCGGGUUUUAGGAACCUGCACCUGGACGACCAGAUGACUCUGCUGCAGUGCUCCUGGCUCUUCCUCAUGUCCUUCGGCCUGGGCUGGAGAUCUUACCAGCAGUGCAACGGCCACAUGCUCUGCUUCGCACCAGACCUCGUCAUCAACGACGAGCGGAUGAAGCUGCCCUACAUGGCCGACCAGUGCGAGCAGAUGCUGAAGAUUUCCAGCGAGUUCGUCCGGCUCCAGGUUUCCCACGACGAGUAUUUGUGCAUGAAGGUCCUGCUGCUGCUCAGCACAGUGCCAAAGGACGGCCUGAAGAGCCAGACGGUGUUCGACGAUAUUCGGAUGUCGUACAUCAAGGAGCUGGGAAAAGCCAUCGUGAAGCGCGAGGAGAACUCCAGCCAGAACUGGCAGCGUUUCUAUCAGCUGACCAAGCUGCUGGACUCCAUGCAUGAGAUGGUCGGCGGACUGCUCAGCUUCUGCUUCUACACCUUCGUGAACAAGUCCCUGAGCGUGGAGUUCCCAGAGAUGCUCGCCGAGAUCAUCAGCAACCAGUUACCAAAAUUCAAGGCCGGGAGCGUCAAGCCUCUGCUCUUCCACCAGAGAUGAUUGUGCCCCCGUAAAACUGACACGAUGCCUUAAAAUCCACCCACCUCUCCAAUCCCCCCCGGCCCCAAACCCCCUCUUCUCCUCGACCAUGAAAGGAAGCAGGAUCCGCGGCGAGGGGUGAAUGACGUGUGUGAGCGUGUGUGUGUCAUGGCCGUCGGGUCCGGAGGGAGUCUAGAGAUGUUUAUAACAAGUAGGAAGUGUUUGUGAGAUUAACGAUAAUCACAGAGAGAUAUAGGCCAACAUCCACGUGGUCUCAGGUUUCUUACCUUCAAAUCCAGAACAAAAUCUAAGGUAGAUAAACAGAUAUCUAUGUACAGGUUCUGAUAGCAUUUUCUACAUUUUCAAAUUGUAACGGUUUAUAUAAAUGUCCAGGUUGUCACCCGGGACGCUAACGAAGCUUACUUGAUAUGACGCGCUCUUAAGUAGGCUUUUAGACUGUACGUUGCUCAUUUAGUUUUUAUAGCCGAUUUUAACAAUGUUUUAUCUCAAAUAUAGUAGAGGGGUGUGGGGGUCUUCUGUAAAUCUAAACAGUAUUGUUGAUUUACUGUUGGUCGUGCAUCGUUAAAAGGACGAUUCCUCACACAAGCUUACCUCUUGCAGGUUUUACCCGAGUCGGUCAGAAAAGGGAAAAGAAUGUGCCUUUUUUUGCGUCCCAUCUCAUCAAAGCCAUCUCUUGCUUCCUGUUCAAGGCGUGCUCUCUUAAACCCGCCACGAUAUCCCUUCAUCGUAUGUUGAUUGUACUUUUUAUGUUACAUGCAGUUACAAGUUUUUCCCCUCUUUUUCUUUUGUCCAAUGGCCGUGUUUAUCAGUAGAAGCAGCAGCUCGGCCCAACCUCGAUGUGCAUGCGAUAUCCACACACUCAACUCCUUAAGGGCGAUUAGAGCACUUUGUACCCAACCAACGGCUUUAAAGGACUGUGAAGAAAGACUGCCCAAAAAAAGCCCAAUAAUGGAAUGACAGAACAAUAUGUUAGAUACCUGCGUCUACCAAUCAGAAGAGGGCAUGUUUUGUUGUUUGCAAAGUUAUGUCAUGUUUGAUUCAUCUGGGAGACUCAUUUCUGUUUUUUAGCGUUGCUCAAAUAACCGUUCUUUUGUUAAACUGACCAACAUGCCAUUGUGAUUCUGCCACCGAUAAUCCUUUUACAGUAUGUUCUGCUACAUUCUGCAAUGUGCGUUUAUUUGCUCGGUCGUUUCCUCUUGUUUCACACUCUAUGCUAAGCUAAGCUAACUGGCUCCUGGCUCCAGCUUCCUAUUAAACGUACACUAAUGAGACGUUUUCCUAACUGUCAACGAUCCGUUUCAAUAUGAACGACGUAGAUGAAAGACCGCUUGUGUAUACGGCUUUUUAGAUCGGGCAGAUUCAUUAUCCAGUAAACCUCUCACAGCUGCUGAUAACCUUUGACCCCUCCCGUUCAAGCCUUCUGCUCUUGUAACGCCCAGUAGGCACCUUGUCUUUAAUACAUUUACAUGCCUGUCUGUUAGCUAGUCGAGCCCCAAUGUUGGAAAGAACUCAUCGGCCUCCUCAUGAUGUCACGGACUAGGGAGGCAGGGCAAGUGGACCCUUGUAUUCUCUGAGAACUGUUUCUGUGCCAAACUCCAGUUUUGUCUGUUUCCAGUGAUGCUGAAAGUCUGAUCAGCGAUUGCAUCAGUAGAGGGGAAACUAGUUCACGUAUUGAAGCUCAUGAAUUUGUCAAAUGAUCGGAGCUGCUGUCCGCUGGAUAGAAGUCCUUGUUAAUGAGUGAUAGCUGAGCGCUGUUUGUAACACAGAUGGGUUGUGUGAUCACACGGCAUCGCGUCGGCCCGUCAGCAUCCCUUGUGUGUGUGUGUGUGGAUUUGAAAUGUGCUGCAACAUUUUCAUCAGUCGUCAGCUCAGUUUGUCUUGAUGCAUGUGUCUUAACGCACAAUAUAAUCCAGGUUUGAUAUGAAUGUUAAGCUUAGAGGAACUAAUUCAAUAAAAAUGCUUUUGACAGAUUCAAGCAGUUGAAAGCGGAUGAACUGCCAGUUUAAGAUAAUUGGAUAAACAUGUAAAGUGAGCGAUAACAAAGCACUCAUUUAAAAUGUCAUUGUUUUGUUCUUGGUAAAGUAUCCCAACUUCAAAUACAAAAGCAGUUGUUAUACAUCUUGUAGCGUUUCCCAUGUUUAGGUCAUUAAAAUGGAGUCAUUGAAUGUCUGAUUCUUGCAGUACGUGCUUGUAAAGUCAUUUAAUGUCCUGAUUUAAAGAACCAAAAAAACGGUCAGUUUGGA